AUGUUGUGGAAUGCAGAAAUGGACGGAUUUAUGUUGAUUGACUUCGAGCGAUCACAAUCCAAAACUGAUUUAGCACAAAACCUUGCACAACUUUUUCGAAAUCGGAAGGAGAGGCGACGUUUUCCGGUUGAGCAAGCCUUGAAUGAAAAGGCCGAAGAAAUUACUCCAGACUUGGAAUCCCGAGUCGAGAUCUUGUUCAUGAAUGAAGUGUCAUCUGCACGAGGAGAGGUUGCUAGAUUUCUAAAGCAGGCGAUUAUUAAGGAUGAGUGA
Messenger RNA from Sclerotinia sclerotiorum 1980 UF-70, 270 nucleotides. RefSeq lists its product as hypothetical. Bases 1 to 270 code for a protein of 89 amino acids. The transcript has a single exon. The record is from RefSeq and is a predicted model, not a curated record. Lineage: Eukaryota; Fungi; Ascomycota; Leotiomycetes; Helotiales; Sclerotiniaceae.